Styela clava is the source of this 7721-nucleotide messenger RNA. RefSeq lists its product as uncharacterized. The record is from RefSeq and is a predicted model, not a curated record. Gene Ontology annotation, molecular function: protein binding. Gene Ontology annotation, cellular component: nucleoplasm. Lineage: Eukaryota; Metazoa; Chordata; Ascidiacea; Stolidobranchia; Styelidae.
UUGUUAAAGUAUAUUCAAAUAUCUGGGUAUAAUUGUUCCUUGAUAGACCCCCAGGUUUUACGCGCCAAAUAGUUUCACAUUUUAUGAUAACAAAUAUACAUAUAAUCAAUUGCAUAGGGGUUCUGCUGUUCUGGAAUGUUUCAUAGGGGUUCCAUCCCAUCAAAAGGAUUGAAAACCACUGACAUAGCAUGUUGACAUUUUGUAUUGUCAGGUUCAAUUUUUAUAACAUUUAUUGUAUAGCAUUGCAAAAUUGAUAGGUAGAACAGCAUAUAUGCAAGCGAAGUUGUAUUGUGAAUUGUCCACAUUACGUUUGAUCAUAAUAUGAGACAAAACUCGGGAUAUUCAAAUUUCAUGGUAAUCAAAACAAUGAUAUUAAUCAAGCAGAUGUUUAACAUGGCAAUUCAUUUUCCAAUACUGUUGGAAAUGGAACGGGAUUGUAUUGUAUUCAACCACCAAUACUGUUGGAAAUGGAACGGGAUUGUAUUGAAUUCAACCACCAAUAAAAUUUCUCGAAUAUAAGGCAUAUUGAAGCACCAAACAUGUUGCCUUAAUCGAAGGCACUAAGUAGAUUGUUAUCUCAUGAUUCCUGUUAAUAAUAAGCUAACCAUGAACCAUGCUCUAAUUAUAUAUCAAAUAACUGAUGUUAUAACAUAUGAUUUUAUAUGACAUUAUCCCCUUGUGCUUUUAUCUCAUCAAGCAUGCGACUUACCUUAUUCUAUAACAUUGUAAUUCUGGUUUCAUCACAAUGCUUAAUAAACUAGACAGUAGUCAAUAUAUGGAAAAGAUAAUUUACUUUUUCUGAUUAUUGUUUUUGAAAAUUGUCAUACGAAGUGCUUACCAUAAAUAUGAGCCAAUUUUCUACCCACAUACUAAUUAUAUGAUUCUAUCCUCCACAGAAUAUAGUAAUGAUUAGCUUUAACUGAUAAACGAAUGAUAAAAUUAUAUGCUAUGAGUGUGUGAAGCAUCAACCCAUGUCUUCUAUGAAAGAAAAGCCUAUGAAGCGGAAAUUAUUUGGUUCUUCAGAACAUGAUGACAAAAAUGACUCUCACACAGUUUCCGCAGAUAAAAAACGACGGCGGAAAAAUACUGUUGAGGCGCCAAAACAUUACCCGCUGUCAGAAAGACAGCAACUCGCCUUACUCAUGCAAAUGACAUCUGCAGAAAAUAGUCCAGAACCUGCCAGUCCUCCCCUUACCAGCAUACGUAAAACACCUGGGAGUACCGGUCGUAAAGACAGAGUGCAUCGAAGGAAUGAGCGCGGUGAAACUCUAUUACAUCUCAGUACAAUUAAGGGGGAUUUAGAUGCCAUGAAGGAGUUAAUCAGACAAGGAGCAGAUGUCAAUGUGCAAGAUUUUGCAGGUUGGACUCCUUUGCAUGAAGCUUGCAACCAUGGUCAUCAAGAAAUCACCCGAUAUCUUCUUGAAGUUGGAGCGAAUGUUAACUCUAGAGGUUUGGACAAUGACACACCAUUGCAUGAUGCAGUGACGAAUGCUCACAAAGAUCUUGUUGAACUAUUACUCCGGCAUGGUGCCAAUCCUCUUCUUAAAAAUAGAAAGGGAGAGAGGCCUCUUGACAUUGCUGAAGACCAGAUCAUCCGAGAACUCAUGCAGAAGGAGGUUAUUCUGAGUGACGAAAGUGAUUCAGAUGCUGAAUGUCCAUCACCUGUUCGAAGUGAAGAUUCCAUGGAAGCACGAAAAAAUGCAACGAACAUGCGCAAAACUAGUACAUCAUCGUCUAGUCGAGAAUUGUUUAAAAACGACAGCGGGAAAAAGAAAAGCCCAGUUUUGAAAAAUGAUUCUGCCAGAAGCAAAUCAUCUUUUUCAUCACUGACUUCAGAUUCAUCCUCCGACAGUUCUGAUAGUUCAGAUGAUAAUAUGCCACUGGUUUAUAAAAAGCUUAACCACCAUACAGGCAAUCAACAACGACCAAAUGGACAGAAUCUUGGCAAGACGCCAACAUUGACGGCAACUCCACAAAAAUCAAAAAAAUUGAAGCUAAUGCACAAGCACAAAGAAGGUAAUCGCAAACACACAAAAACAAAAGUUGAGACGUUGAAAAUGCCACUGUCAGAUUUGGUAUCAUCCAGCGAGGGAGCUUCAUCUGACUCUGAUUACAAAUCACAAAGAAGGGAAAGUAAACUCAUUACGUCAUCUAAGCAAAAUGAUUUCAAGACAAACUCUCUCAUUAAGUCUGCAAAGAAGGACCACGCUAAAACAAAUUCACUGUAUUCAAACGAAAAAGCUCAUUUUUCUGAACGAAAAAAUUCUGAUCCAUCACAGCAAGUUCACAAGAAAAAGUCUACACAAUUGGAUCAGUCAAAAAGAGUGAGAUCAUACAGUAGUGAACAAACUACAACAGUACACACAUCUGAUAUGAAGCAAAAGCCACGUAAAUUAUCUGACGAUCGUCAAAAGAUCACUUCUGCUAAUUUGACGCCAAAAGUGAAUGGCUUUCCUGGCCCAGAUGUAAAAUCAGCUAGCAGUCAAAAUCAUAAAAAAGAAGCGGAUGGAAGUGUUUAUGAUUUUUCUUUGUCCACUGAAGACUUUACAGACAUCGGUGCCAUCAGUUUGAAACAGAAGCAAGUAGAUUCAGACGAACUUUUCGAUAUUCUGUGUUUAGGAAAACCAAGCAAAAAAAUAGAUGUCGAUUCUGUUUCUGAGAUUGAUGUUCCAAACGAUCGCAGAGUUACAAGUGAUAAGGCCCCAGUUGUAAAAAGCCAAGAAAAACAAAAAAGUUUAAUUCAAUGUUCAACAGCCUCUAAUAUCAGUCACGAUGAGGAAAAGUCAUUGGUUGAUAAAAAUCACAACCUUAUCGUCUCAACAGAUUUGGAAAAACAGUCAAAAAACACAAAUUCGGUUUUGCCGUCGCACUCAUCACAAUUAUCUCAACCAAAUCAAGAUUAUUUGUUGAGUAAAUCUCUUAAUAAAGAUAAAUAUGAUAAACCUAAUGUUGAAACAAAAACAGCAGUUGGACCUGGUAUAAUAUCAGAUGGGACUAAAACAUCAAAAUCUCACAUAAAAUCUGAAAUGAAAUCAGAAAAGAAGAAUAAAAAACACCAUAAUACUGUAUUAGAUUCUCCUAGAAAGCUUUCUCAAACUGGUGUCUCAGGAAAUCCAGUCAAAAUCGAAGGAGCCACGUAUACGAAAAAAGAAAUAAAAUCAGAGCAUUCUUCUGACAAUAAAUUAUAUAAGGUAAAAGAGCAAGACUCGACGUCCCAAGUUAAAUUGAGUAGUGAUAAAGUAAACAGUUUUUCUUCAAUAAAAAAGAAGAAAAAGCACAAGCAUUCAAAACACUCUCACGAAAGUUCUAGUUCUGCUGAUUCCAAACACAGAUCCAGAAUGGCCUCAAGUGAGCAUUCUACUUCAGAGAAAACUACUACAGCAGAGAAAGACAAACUCUCAAAUACUCCUACCACCAAAGCUUCUUUGAAGAAAGUAGAUUCCGCUAAAUCUCUUCUUGGCGGUUCUCUUUCCCGAAAAAAUUCUCAGGAAGGGAAAACUGAAGGUGGAACUACCAUGCGAAAAAAGAAUCGUUCAACCGAUAGUACAAGCUCGGAAACAAGCGUAAAAAGCAUGAAACACUCAAAUUCUGUAACUAAGUCUGUUAAGCAUUCAGCAAAUACACCUCAAGAAAAGCAGACAACGCCUAGUUCUGUUAAAAGAGAUAAGCCCGAUGCGAAGAAGCUUGCAUUGCUAUCUGAUGCUAAUUCCUUUUUCCUUUCUGAAUUGGAGAAAUCUUCACGGCAGAGGGAAAUGGAAAAGAAAUUAAAGUUAAAAAGAAAGAAAAAGCUUCUGCAGCAGCAAAAACUUAAGCUACAAACUAGCUCGGAACUUGCUGCUGCAAGGGAUUCGAAAAGUAACACACCGAAUACAGCUGGAGAAAAAACUGUUCCAUUUUUUGAUAAAGCUGUAUUAAAUCGACCUGAAUAUCCUGCAUCAGAUCAGACAAAACUACAAAGCACUAGCUUUCCUAACAAUGUUGGUGGCGUGCAUCCUCUGCCUUCCAGUGGAUUUACUUUUGGAGCUCAUCGAGAACAUAGCUCAUCUUUGGAUGAGUCACACAGCAUUUUUAAGUCACCACCAAGCACUGGAAGAAGUUACUCUCAACUUGAUACCAGAUCUCCAUACAUACCACCUUUAGAAAACUGGAGACAAGGAGAACGACCAGUACAAAAUUUUAUGGAGAAAAGAAAUAUGCCUGUGCAACGAUCUUUGAGUUUUUCAAGUUCCGUACCAGAUGGUGAUUUGCCAAAUAAAAGCCAUCAAAUGCUAUCCAGUGAACUUCCUGGCUUGAGACCAGAUUUGCACCAUGAACAUCUACAAAAACGCCAUUCAAUUGCUGAAGAUUUUCAUCACAGACCUCUCGUUGCUGGUGCACUCCUGAACGCUCCCCAGCCCUGUAGUGAUGUUGCGACUUCCCUGCCUGUGACAAAUUUUGUAACGACCAUGCCCAGUUCAACAAUUCCACAAAACCUGCCUUCAACUCCUGUUCAUGGGCAUCAAAAUGUACCAUCUUGUUCAAAGCAGGAUUUUUCGACUUCAUCCAGAAGCACAAUAGAAUCUGCACAUAAUGACGGCACCAAUACAUCUGCUGUUGCACCAAAACCUUCUAUACCAGCAGUUACUGCCGAAUCUUCUUCAACUGCUCAGUCUGUGACAAAUACUAACUCUAAUCAAAAUGAAUCUCAAUGUGCUUCCACCGCAAUAUCUGGAAAUGUUCCUCCUGAAACAACAAAAAGGGGAAAAGAUUCGGAACAAAGUGGUAAUGCAUCUGAAGGUAAAUCUGACCAAGAGAAUAAAGAACAGGAACCAUCAGAAAUACCACUUGAAAAGAAGUUAUCACCAGAAGAAGAAGCGAUAAUCAAAGAGGAGAUGGAACGCAAAAUUGCUUUAGAGAAAUAUGUCAAGGAGCGGUUGUCAAAGCUUGAUGCUGUUAUUGAAGAACCAAAACCUAAGAAACUGCCUGUUUUCAUUCCAAUGUCAAAACUGAAGGAUGCUGUCAAGAAAGAUCCUGUGCAGGAUCGUCUGAAUGUGUAUGAAGAAUGGGCCGUUAUACAAAAACAAAUCAAUGAUCGCAGGAAGAAAUAUGCUACAGUUAUCACACCACAAGCACCACAGAGUUAUUGGGAGUACAUGACAUAUACAGGUGGAUACUUGCUGAGUGACAGCCGCGAGAGUUGGCUGUCUGUUCCAGUGCUUGCACCCCCACCAUCACUCGGAGAAGAAAUGAGAGCACUUUUCGUCGAACAUGAAAAGGAGAGAGUUAAACUUCGCUUACAACAUGCCAGUCAACGCGAAAAGCUGAUCGUUGCAUGUGAACAAGAGAUAAUUCGAGUUCAUGGUCGGGCGGCAAGAAUGAUUCAGAAUCAAACCUUUACUGUAAGCGCUUGUUCAGUACUUCUUGAUCGGGAAGUGUAUAAUGUCGAACGUAGAAAUAAAAAAUCAUUAGAAGAAAGUGGCACUAACAAAAGCGCAUCGGUUCGUGAUCGAUUCAACACAAGAAUGUUCAUUUCUUGGCAACAAGAUGUCGGUGACAAAUACAUGAAGAUGAAAAACAUACUUCUCGCAAGACAAAGGCAUGAAUCUCAGGCCCUCCACGCUGUUCAACGCACAGAAUGGCUCCUGAAAUUACAAGAAACAGAACAAGGACAACAAAAAAGGUUGUCAAAUAUGAAGCCAGAGGAGGUUAAUGAACUACAUGUACCUCUCGUAAACAUUUCAGACGAUUUCGCUCUACUUCCAGCGGGAUGAGAAAUGAACUUGAAAUAACUAUAUUUACUUCUAUUUAUUACAUUUUUUCAAGGUGAUUUAGAUUUUAUAGAGUCUCUGAAAUUAUUAUUUAUGGAUUUGUUAGUUGUAUAGCACAUGGAUAAUAUUAGGGUCUGUGUAUUAUGAAAACUCUUGAACUUGAAAUCCUUGAAUUUAAAAUGGAUGAAAUGUUAGUAGAGCUAUUGUUAACUUCUCUUAAAAGAUUAUCACCAAGGAUAUAUCAUAGGUUUACAAUUCUUCAUCAUUUUUCCCCAACACAUCCACCAUUGAUGUGAGACCCUAUGUGACCACUGUCACAACGUAAAAUACAUUUCACAAAUUUUCUACUGGAAAUACUGAGUACAAUACCUUACUUAGCCAUUAUAGACUACAAUUAUGUGGUAUUUUGUUCUGCUCUCAUGUUGUUUUAAUGGACAGUGAGACUGGAAAUUGCACAAAUUUGUGUGAUAGUGACUUCACACAGUGGUGGUUAUAUCAAAAUAGUAAUAGUAUUUCCAAACUUCUUUUAUAUGUGACGUUUACAAUGUAAUGUAUUCGGAAUAAACAUUGGCAUACAGUGUCGUUCUACUUAGUAAAUACCAAUUGUAGAUGUGAUUGCUAAGAAACAUUGAAAUCAUUUGUUCGAAUCAAAGUUUGGUUGAAAAUAAUGGCUGCCUGCAUCAUUGAUAGAUUAUUAUUGAAAUAAUCAGUUAGGUAUCCAUUUUUCUGUUUUUGUACAGAAAUUUAGUCUUUGAAAGUUUUUUUUGUUAAUUGUUCUGCUUAGUGUAGUUGAAAUAUUUUGCAUGUAUUUGUAACAAUCUUUAACCAUAUCAGAUCUAGUUGUAACACAGUUAUUAAAGUCAAACGCCAUGUUAAAUGGCUUUUACUGACAGACUAUCAAGAUUUAACCUGUGUUUGCAAAUUCAAUUCACUGUUUAUAUUAUUUAUCUUAACAAUUGUUAUAUUGUCGAUGUACUAGCUGAUUUUGGCUACUUUGUGUACAAAUUUUACACCCUGUAUUGUAUGUUAGUAGUAGUAGUUGUUAGAUGAAGAGUAGAUAAUCUUCUCCAAAUUUUAACAUUUCUUGGCUGGUAUCCACUCACUCGGCCACAGAGGUGAAAUACUCGAGUUUCUCCUCAUUUUGAUGUUAUCCAAGUUGAACUAACAUUCCAAUGCACAACAUUCUCUACUGGAUAUUUGUAAGCAAGUAUUCAGUACCAGAUUCUUAUUGGAUUGUUCAUCAUAACCAUUUGGAAAUGGUUUCACAUUACAAAAGAAUUCGAAAUUGUGUAGAAACUGUUUAUGAAAUAGAUUAUCCUGGCCUGCUCUUUAGGACGAAAAAAAAAGUAGUAAACUGAAACCAAUCAACCCCCCCCCUUCCAAAUGUUUUACAUUGUCGUCAGAAGAGGAUUGAAAUAUUGAUAAUGAGAUAAUCACAAGGUGGGUAAAUCAAGAUUCUGAACCCUUCCUAGAUUCUCCCUGUUGCAGGGGUAUUGACAUUAUAUUGAAGAUUCAAAAGAUCUUGAUAGUUUUUUAACCCUGCCAGUAUGAUAUUUACUCGAUUGAAAAUUUCAAUGUGCCUUUCAUAUAUUAUUCAGUUGUCGGGUCAUCUGCACCCAUACUUGUAAAAAAAAAAUUAAUUUUUUUAUCUUAUGAAGUUCCAUCGGUUUCUGUUAUUAGCUUUUUCUUUAUGUGGAUUUGUUCUAUUAGUUUUUGUUUUCUUCUGAUUUUGUGAUUGUAUCUAUUGAUUGCGAGGCGCCGUUUUAAUCAUCCUUUUUAAUUCUUUCAUUUCAAAAUUUCCUCUUUAUUUUUCGUUACAAACUACUUUCAAAAGCGACACAUCGUAAUUUUCCGUCGCUCUUUUUGUUGCACUGUAUCCGUUUCAACCUCAAAUUCGACUGGUUUAUAUCUGUCUGAUUAUAUGGGAUAGCGCACAAAGCGAUGUGAAAACUAAUAAAAACUUAGCUGAUCAUA